Messenger RNA from Baudoinia panamericana UAMH 10762, 894 nucleotides. RefSeq lists its product as uncharacterized. The record is from RefSeq and is a predicted model, not a curated record. NCBI's taxonomy places the organism in Eukaryota, Fungi, Ascomycota, Dothideomycetes, Mycosphaerellales, Teratosphaeriaceae. Bases 1 to 894 code for a protein of 297 amino acids. The transcript is spliced from 2 exons. Gene Ontology annotation, cellular component: nucleus; protein-DNA complex. Gene Ontology annotation, biological process: DNA alkylation repair; base-excision repair, AP site formation; base-excision repair. Gene Ontology annotation, molecular function: DNA-3-methyladenine glycosylase activity; DNA-7-methylguanine glycosylase activity; alkylated DNA binding.
AUGACAAGCAACAGCGUCCUGAGACCGACGUAUAGUUCCGGAGAUAUUGAUGACGCUACUCCGCUGCCUGACAACAGGCCGGCGGAGCCGCACACCACUAACGCUACGCUCGUGACACCUAGAGGAACGCAAGUGCAGCCCAACUAUAGCAACUUCGAAGAGUCAUCAUCUCAGCCUGCAGCUAGCUCUCUGACUACAGCAAGAAGUCUACUGGAUGAAGCGGUAGCACAUCUACUAGCAGUGGACUCAGGCUUAGGACCUGUGAUUGACCAGCAUCAUUGCCACGUAUUCAGCCCUUCUGGGCUUGCCGAGUCCAUCGACCCUUUUCGCUCAUUAGCAUCGGGCAUCAUGGCUCAGCAAGUAUCAGGUGCUGCAGCAAAGAGCAUCAAAAACAAAUUCGUUGCUCUGUUUCCGCCUGAAUCCUGCCCCAGCGGCUUUCCGUCUCCAGCACUCGUUGCAGAAACCGGCAUUCCAAGGCUGAGGGAAGCGGGACUGAGCCAGCGGAAAGCUGAGUAUAUUCAAGGUCUUGCUGCAAAAUUCACGAACGGCGAGCUUACUAUUCCAAUGCUCAUGAACGGCUCCGACGAGGAAGUUAUGGAGAAGCUAGUCGCCGUCCGCGGGCUAGGAAUAUGGAGCGUAGAAAUGUUCAUGUGCUUCGGGCUGAAACGCAUGGAUGUCUUUAGUACUGGCGAUCUGGGUGUCCAGAGGGGCAUGGCAGCGUACAAGGGACGAGAUGUGGCGAAGUUGAAGGCUAAAGGCGGUAAAUGGAAGUAUAUGAGCGAAAAAGAGAUGCUCGAGGUUGCUGAGCCAUUCCGGCCUUAUAGAAGUCUCUUCAUGUGGUAUAUGUGGCGCAUAGAAGACGUUGACGUCGCCGCCAUACAGGAUAAUGCAUGA